AUGGCCCCGCGAGCGACGGCGAAGACGAAAAAAUCGAAAAAGAAGGACGCCGUCUCGGCUCUUCUCACAUGCCCAAAGUCUCCCCUCGCCGUUGCCGACCUCCGAGCGAUUCUAUCUCACCCUAUGGCGUGGGACUCGCUCAGCAGCGAAGAACAAGCCGAGAUGCUCGCCCUUUUCCCUGACGGCAAGCACAUAAUCGAAGCCGAUGGUCGCCGGCGCCCCAACUUUGACUCCCUCCUCAGCGAUGACAGCUUUCGGAAGGGUUGCGCCGACUUCGCCGCCAACAUCUCCGACGGCCGCCACGACGACGCAUGGCUCGAGGAUGCAUGGAAGGCCCAUGUCCGUCGCAAGAGAGGCAGCUUCGACCAUCACCUCGACGCGACAUUUGAGAAGGAGUGGAACGUGCGUCUGCCUGUCGAUCUGAAGGCAAGACGAAGCUGA
Messenger RNA from Drechmeria coniospora, 441 nucleotides. RefSeq lists its product as uncharacterized. The record is from RefSeq and is a predicted model, not a curated record. The coding region runs from base 1 to 441 and encodes 146 amino acids. The transcript has 2 exons. NCBI's taxonomy places the organism in Eukaryota, Fungi, Ascomycota, Sordariomycetes, Hypocreales, Ophiocordycipitaceae.